CACUUCAUCUUCUAAUUAAUAGCCACUCCUCCCUAGUACUACUGUUUCUUACUAGUUGAGUGUUCAUUUAUAAAAAAAAAAAAUGGGUUCAGACAACAAUGUUCUUGCUGUAAUUGCCAAAAAUAUUGAUGUUCUUGCUUUGCCUCUAGUUUCUCUUGUUUAUCCUCUUUAUGCAUCUAUUAAGGCAAUAGAAACAAAGUCUCGAGCAGAUGAUCGACAAUGGCUAACGUAUUGGGUUCUUUAUUCUUUGAUUACUCUCUUUGAACUUAGCUUUUCUAAGCUCAUUGAAUGGUUUCCAAUAUGGUCUUGUGCAAAACUAGGUGCAAUAUGUUGGCUAGUUUUACCUUACUUCAAUGGAGCAUGUUAUGUUUAUGAGAAUUUUAUAAGACCAUUUUAUAGAAAUCCACAAGUUAAAAUAUGGUAUGUUCCUUUGAAGAAGGAUAUUUUCAGUAAGCCAGAUGAUGUUCUAACUGCUGCUGAAAAAUAUAUUGAAGAACAUGGACCACAAGCAUUUGAAAGGCUUUUAGCCAAGCAGGCUGAUAGAGAUGCAAGAACCAGGAGGAACAACUACAUGACCUUUGAUGAUGAUUAUCGAUAUUAAUUAAUUUCGCUUUGUACUAUUAAAUUACUUCUUAAUUAGUUAUGUGUGUUAAUUACUUUGAUGAACUAUGUUUGGAUAAUCCUUUCAGUUUUCACUCUUAAUUAAGAAUAUUUAA
Messenger RNA from Solanum stenotomum, 716 nucleotides. Its product is annotated as HVA22-like protein c. Bases 83 to 601 code for a protein of 172 amino acids. The record is from RefSeq and is a predicted model, not a curated record. The transcript has 5 exons. NCBI's taxonomy places the organism in Eukaryota, Viridiplantae, Streptophyta, Magnoliopsida, Solanales, Solanaceae.